Messenger RNA from Xenopus laevis (African clawed frog), 942 nucleotides. RefSeq names its product olfactory receptor 2D3. Lineage: Eukaryota; Metazoa; Chordata; Amphibia; Anura; Pipidae. The coding region runs from base 1 to 942 and encodes 313 amino acids. The record is from RefSeq and is a predicted model, not a curated record. The transcript has a single exon.
AUGGUGAAUGCAAAUCAAACCGCGUCAGACAGGUUCAUCCUUCUUGGAAUCACGGGUAUCCCAAACUCACAAGUAUUAUGUAUCCUGAUAUUUAUAAUAAUAUAUUUAAUCACGCUUACAGGAAAUGCUUUACUUGUAAUUGUGGUUGGAAUUAAUAUCCGACUCCAGACACCAAUGUAUUUUUUUCUGUGCAACUUAUCCAUUAUUGACAUUUGCCUUUCUUCCACCAUUGUGCCUAAAAUAAUGGCUGUUAGCUUAGCUAAGGACAAAAGUGUUUCACUCUUAGAAUGCGCUGUACAAAUGUACUGUCACUUAUCUCUAGGGGCAACUGAGUGUUUAAUUCUGGCUGUAAUGGCCUAUGACAGAUAUGCAGCGAUCUGUAAACCAUUACAGUACAACACAGUUAUGAACAAGAGAUUCUGCAUACUUAUGGCCACCGGAUCAUGGAUAUUCUGCUUUGUCAGUUCUUUCAUUCAUGUUGUCUUUACUUUCCAGCUGCCUUAUUGCAAGUCCCACCACAUCAAUCACUUUUUUUGUGAGAUGCCUCCUGUUUUAAGGCUAUCUUGCAAAGAUACUUGGCUCAAUGAAGUAGCAAUGAAAAUCUCAGCUGUGUUAGUUGCCAUGUUUUCUUUCUUUUUGACCCUGAUUUCUUAUGUUCAUAUAAUCUCCACUAUUCUCAAGAUACGUACCAAUAAAGGAAGGCUUAAAACAUUCUCCACUUGUGCAUCCCAUCUUGUUGUGGUAUCAGUGUUUUAUAGUACCAUCAUGUUCAUGUACAUGCGCUCUCACUCAGCUUAUACUCCAGAGGAAGACAAAACGGUUUCCAUCAUUUAUACUGCUGUGACACCAAUGCUAAAUCCUAUUAUUUACAGCAUUAGGAAUAAGGAUGUCAAAGGUACACUAAGAAAGAGGCUGAACAGACAAAUACCUGAAAAGUUCUAA